This is a messenger RNA of Trichoderma reesei QM6a, 2414 nucleotides long. RefSeq lists its product as uncharacterized. The record is from RefSeq and is a predicted model, not a curated record. Bases 202 to 2043 code for a protein of 613 amino acids. NCBI's taxonomy places the organism in Eukaryota, Fungi, Ascomycota, Sordariomycetes, Hypocreales, Hypocreaceae. The transcript is spliced from 3 exons. Gene Ontology annotation, molecular function: ATP binding; ATP hydrolysis activity.
UGAAUAUCGUCUGGGAAAGUAAUUGGAAUUGCUUUCUAUUUUCCAAUUUCUUCUUCUUCAUCUCUUCUUUCCUUUAUCCCCCCCUCUUUUUUCUUAGCAGAAGCAACCUCCACCACUCUCUUUUUCCUGCUUCUCUCUCUCUCCAUCCCUCCAAAACUUUCAUCAAGUCACCCGCAUCACCACCACCCCCAGACCGCCACAAUGCCGCCCUCAUCCUCCAAGGAAAAGCGACUCGCCAAGAAGGCCGAGAAGGCUGCUGCCACCGGCAAGAAGGUCGGCAAGGUGGGCAAGAAGGAGCCCGAGCUCGACGUCCACGGAAACCCCGUCCAGGACACCGACGGGCCUGCCACCACCGAUGACAAGCUGGACGAGGUCAAGCGCCUGGCCGACCAGAUGGACCAGCACGGCAUCUCGGACCGCGUCACCACCGGCGUGCUGUCGUCCACCCAGCAGAGCAAGGACGUCAAGAUCACCAGCUGCUCCCUCGUCUUCCACGGCCGCGUCCUCAUCACCGACUCCACCCUCGAGCUGUCCUUUGGCCGCCGCUACGGCCUGCUGGGCGAGAACGGCUGCGGAAAGUCGACGCUGCUCAAGGCCAUCGCCGCCCGCGAGUACCCCAUCCCCGACCACGUCGACAUCUACCUGCUCAACGAGGGUGCGCCCCCCAGCGAUCUCGGCGCCCUGGAAUGGGUCGUCAAGGAGGCUGAGAACGAGAUGGAGCGUCUCGACAAGCUGGCCGAGAAGCUGCUCGAGGACGAGGGCCCCGAGAGCCCUCACAUGGACAAGAUGGACCCCUCAACCUUUGCCACCCGCGCUUCCCUCAUUCUGACCGGUCUCGGUUUCAACAAAAAGACCAUCCACAAGAAGACCAAGGACAUGUCUGGUGGCUGGAGAAUGCGUGUCGCCCUGGCCAAGGCCCUCUUCGUCAAGCCCUCGCUGCUCCUGCUCGACGACCCCACCGCCCACUUGGAUCUCGAGGCCUGCGUGUGGCUGGAAGAGUACCUCAAGAAGUGGGACCGGACGCUGGUUCUCGUCUCCCACUCGAUGGACUUCCUCAACGGCGUGUGUACCAACAUGAUUGACAUGCGCGAAAAGGCCCUCAUCUACUACGGUGGUAACUACGACUCGUACGCCAAGACUCGUGAAGAGAAUGAGACGAACCAGAUGAAGGCCUACACCAAGCAGCAGGAGGAAAUCGCCCACAUCAAAAAGUUCAUUGCCAGCGCCGGUACCUACGCCAACUUGGUCCGACAGGCCAAGUCGCGCCAGAAGAUCCUCGACAAGAUGGAGGCCGACGGCUUCAUCCAGCCCGUCGUUCCCGACCGCGUCUUCACCUUCCGCUUCGCCGACGUUGACAAGCUGCCCCCUCCCGUCCUCUCCUUUGACAACGUCACCUUCUCCUACUCUGGCAACCCCGAGGAUGACCUGUACCGCAACAUCGACCUUGGUUUCGACAUGGACUCCCGAACUGCUCUGGUCGGACCCAACGGUGUUGGCAAGUCGACGCUGCUGCGCCUCAUGACCGGCAAGCUGUCGCCCACUGGCGGCUCCGUCAGCCGCCACACCCACUUGAAGCUCGGCCUGUACUCUCAGCACAGCGCUGAGCAGCUCGACCUGACCAAGUCCGCCCUCGACUUUGUCCGAGACAAGUACAAGGAGAAGUCCCAGGACUACCAGUACUGGCGCCAGCAGCUUGGCCGCUACGGCCUGACCGGCGAGUCCCAGACCGCCCUGAUGGGCACGCUGUCCGAGGGUCAGAAGAGCCGCAUCGUCUUUGCCCUGCUGGCCAUUGACAGCCCCAACAUGCUGCUGCUCGACGAGCCUACCAACGGUCUCGACAUCCCCACCAUUGACAGUCUGGCUGACGCCAUCAACGCCUUUAGCGGCGGUGUUAUCGUCGUCUCCCACGACUUUAGAUUGCUUGACAAGAUUGCGAAGCAGAUUCUCGUCUGCGAGAACCAGACCAUCCGAGCAUGGGACGGCACCAUUGGCGAGUACAAGAACUACCUUCGCAAGAAGAUGAUUACGGCCGGUGCCGUGUAAAAUGGGCGACAUGAGACGAGCAGCAGAACUUAAAAGUGCAUAUUCCAAAUCGCUUAUAGAACGGAUGAUGAAUGACAGGGAAUUGGGCGGCGGCUACAUGGGAACAGGAUGUCACACGCGGCAACCCACAAAAGCCAUCAUAGAAGAUUGGCACGCUGGAAAGUUGCCAGCAGAAAGGUGCGCAUGAGCACGGCCGCGAUACCCUAGAGAUGCAGGAUGCAUGCAUUCAUGAUCAUGUGUUUUCUUGUUUAUUCAAAUGUUUUCAGUUUCCCGGGAUAGACUUGGUAGUAUCAUUUGAGAUUUCUUCUUGGGUUUAGCUACUACUAGGUUUGAAUGGAGGUUUAGACUGAAUGAGGUGAUUAUUGCCUGAC